Messenger RNA from Mugil cephalus (flathead mullet), 5044 nucleotides. It is a transcript of the gene gpc3, whose product is annotated as glypican 3. The record is from RefSeq and is a predicted model, not a curated record. Gene Ontology annotation, cellular component: cell surface; plasma membrane; extracellular region. The coding region runs from base 1742 to 3493 and encodes 583 amino acids. NCBI's taxonomy places the organism in Eukaryota, Metazoa, Chordata, Actinopteri, Mugiliformes, Mugilidae. Gene Ontology annotation, biological process: cell migration; positive regulation of canonical Wnt signaling pathway; regulation of protein localization to membrane. The transcript has 8 exons.
UCUUAACAUACAAUCUAAUCAUGUAACAGAAUGCAUAUUCAUAGUGUAUGGUCACCCUUAAAUUAUUCAUGCCAGUGACGCACAAAUCAUUCUUCUGUGGUUGGGUUUCACUGCACAUAAUAUGGUGCCACAGUGAACCUUGUGUUGCAUAAAGAUGAACUGCUCACAAUUUGUGCCCAAAUCCUGCCUUAUUACUCCGUGAUCUAAAAUCCCAACGCGUCGUCAACUUUGCAGUCCCAAAGUGCUCACAGUGCAGGUAGUACACAUUGACCUACUGCAGUUUGCGCACUUCAGGUAUUGCUGGUUACCUCCCACCGGCCUGUUCGUUGGCUCUUAGAAAAAGGUGGAACUCUGCUGGGGUUUUUUACAGCCAGUUUUGCUGGUUUGCUCUCAGCUUCUGCCAGUCUCUGCUGUGCAAAUCCAUGCAAAGCUCUCUGUUCCUCAGACUGUCACGGCGAUGUGGGGUUUUUGUUUUUUUGUUUCUCCAAGCUUUGAGGAGCACUUGAAAGGCAAAAAAAAAAAAAAAAAAGACUUUCAUCAUAGGCAAAAAGGGAGAACCUUGUUUUUUUUUGUAAACCUUGUACUAGUGAUGUUUGAAGCGUUGUAACACUUCUUUGACAUUGCUGUUUGUCUUGCUGUUUCCAGAUGGAUGACUCCGUAAUUUCAAUACUUGACACUGUCAACGAAAUUGCACAGUAUCCAUCUGCAAACCGCCAGAUGUUGUAAAACAGCUACACAUACAUAUCAGACUGUAAUUGUAUAGAAAUAAAGUAGGAGAUCCUGCUUAAUCUCUCUGGCUUCAUCUUUCUUCAGUCUGCAGAGAGGAUUAGAGGUGCUCUCCUCAGUCGUGUCCGUUGAUAUGCAGGUUGAACGCUAGAUGGCACCAUCUCAGCUUUAAUGGAGCCGAGUGAGAGCGAGAUGGGCACUCAAGAUCAAAUUGAUAUGGAGAAGUAAUCAGUGUAAAAUAAAAUUGCGUAAGUUGAUGUAAGUGCGGAAGAUAAGAUGAGGUCGUUCGUGGCCACAUCUUAUCUUCCGCUUGUUUUGUACAGACAUCUGAAUGUUCUUCAUAAUUUCUUUAUCCUCCUCCAUGUCGUUGAACAAUAAAAGGCAAUUUCAUACAAAUCUGUCGCCACGGUGUGAUAUCUUUAUGGUAAUAUACGUGCAGCUCCUGGCCGCUCUGUGCGCCUCUGCUGUAAACUGUAGCCUACAUGUACCGUACCCUAAUUGCGUCCUGUAACGCACAGUGCCAUUCAUCUAAAACGCCAGCAGCUCGACGUAUUACUCCCCUCCUUCUAUCUCCACUCCUGCACCCACACAGGGCCAACGUCUCCGCGCACAUCUCUUACUAUUACGCGCGAGAGAGGAGAUCUCCGUAUACGCGCAGCUAGGCUCACGUCGUGGCGCGCGCUUUUGAGGGGAACGCGCGCCGUUUAUCCGGGGCUCCUUCAUCUGUGCACGGAGCGGAGAGUCAGUGCCGCAAGUGAAGAGGGACUUAUAAGUUAUCAGCGCCGGUGUAGCUUUAGCAAGAGGUUCAGUCAGGCUGCCUUCCGCGGGGGGGCCAAACCGUUGAGGUGGGGGGAAAGAGAAAGGAAGGAUGCUGAUCCGAGCGAACCCGGGAGCUGCAGCCUCACUCCAUCGGCGCUAACGCGGGAUCCUCUUGUAACUUUUUAAUGCGCUGAAGUUUAUCUUUGCUGUCUGUUGCUCAAUUCUGUCCGGGUUAGAAGAUUGCUGCUCGCCUGCCAUGGUCGGUUCAUCAGUCCACGGUGCGCUCUUCCUGUGCGCCUUCCUCCAGCUGUUCUCUCUGCCCGGCGGACAGGUGCCAAACUGCCAGGAGGUGCGCACGGUGUUCCAGUCUCUUCACCCGGGAUCCAAGUGGGUCCCCGAAAACCCAGUGUCAGGUGCGGAUCUGCAGGUUUGCCAAACCAAAGGCCCGACCUGCUGUUCCAAGAAGAUGGAGGAGCGGUAUCAGGUGGCUGCACGCAGCAACAUGGAGUCCGGCCUGCAGGUUGUCAGCGCGCAGCUCAAACGCCUCAUCAUCCAGAACGCCGCCAUAUUCCAAGAGGCCUUCGACCUGGUGCUCCGUCACGGCCGCAACGCCACCCUGACCAUGCUGAAGUCGGAGUUCCCGGGUCUCGGAGCCGGGGCCCAGAGCUCCGUGGGGCAGCUCUUCCUGGACAUGUCGCUCUACAUCCUUGGCUCCGACUCCACGGUGGACCACAUGGUGGCGGUGCUCUACGACCGCCUCUUCCCCCUCGCGUACCGCCGCCUGCUGGGGGGAAGCGCGUCCUCCGUUUCCGAAGAAUGCGUGAAAGGAGCCUGGAAGGACUCGGGAGCCUUUGGCCCUUACCCCAAACUGAUGAUGACGCGUCUGUCCCGCUCGCUCCUGGCUACGAGGGUCUUCCUGCAGGCGCUGAACCUGGGCAUCGAGGUCGUGAACACCACGGACCAUCUGCGGCCCAGUCGAGACUGCAGCCGAGCCCUGCUCAGGCUGUGGUACUGCCCGCACUGCCAGGGCAUGCUGGACCCGCCGGCCUGCAGAGGCUUCUGUCAGGCGGUGAUGCACGGCUGCCUGGGAGGAGCGGCUGAGGUGCAGCCUCACUGGAGGACCUACAUAGAUGGACUGGCCAAGCUGGCCGGAGGCAUGAGGGGAGAGCAGGACAUGGAGGCUGUUGCUCUUAGACUGCCUUCGAUGAUUAAACUGGCUCUCAAGCACGCUGUGAACUCCCGCAGUCGACUCAACACUCUGCUGAGUGGGAUGUGUGGACACACUCCUCAGCGGGCGUCUCGCUCGGUCGGAGCUCCUCCUCCCCAGACUCCAGCUGCCUCUGCAGCCCGCAGUGCUCAGCCCUCAUCCCCGGACUCUGAUGAGACCUUGGCAGGCCUCCGCAGGGAGUUCAUAACCAGCCUGAAAAGAUUCAGCUCCUUCUACAGUGGUCUCGGGGAGGCGUUGUGCAGCCGUGAGCCCGCUCCGGCGAACCACUCCCUCUGCUGGAACGGGCAGGAGAUGACAGACAGGUUUCCCGGGCCUGGCCUGAAACGACUGCACUCCGGCUCAGAGUCCAGGAGCAACAAGCCUCCUGAGCCAGUCAUCAGCCAGAUCAUAGACAAACUGAAACAUAUCAACCAGUUGCUGCGGACUGUGACGGUGUCUGAAAAGCGCUGGAGAGCCCGGUCACGUGGAGGAGGCGUGGUGGACGGGUGGAGCGAGGAGGGGGAGGAGGGAUUCGAGAGCGGCGACUGCGACGACGAGGACGAGUGCACCGGGGUGUCGGGGCUGGGGCCUCCACCGAGACGCAAGCGGUUACGCAUCUUUGCAGACCUUUCCGACAACCUGGCGAUGGAGGACUUCACCUUCCAGGAGCAGCUGCUGACCCCUCGGCUGGCCACGGGCGCGGUCGGCGGCGCCUCCUCACCUGCGGCUCCGCUGUGGAGGAGUCACCUUGUCCCGGCCCUCCCCGUGACGUUUGCUCUGCUCCUGCUUUGUCACCACUGACCUCUCUUUUCCUCUAGGGUUUCGGUUUGAACUGUGCGGACAGUGACAAACCUUCUGGAGGUGUCAUUUCCGAUAUAUAACGUCGAGCGGCUCAUCGGAGGAAAACGUGAACAACAGAAUGUCCUGCAUUUUUUUCUCGUUUUCAUUGUCAAAAAGAACCCCGAUGGGUGAAUUUAAAAUCCGGACAUUCCUAACAAAGCUAUUAAAGCACACUAGAUAAACCUGUGGUGUUAUGUACAUAAGAAACUUUCUCCCCGUUGCCUCACCUCCUCUUCAAACUGACAUCGUCUGUACAGUAACAAAAUGAUGGAAGACAGCUUCGGACCUGUAAACGAGGACCUAGCCUUCUUAAAAUGCUCCCACUCUCAGUCUUGAGAUAUUGCCCUGCAGGAACAAGCUGGAAGAAAAGUCAGCCGCUGCCAUUUCCCUUCAGCGAAUGAUCUCCUGCCAGGGCCAGCCUUCAGCUGGGGGAGUUAUAGUGAGCUCCUUCUCCCUGAAGGCUGAGGUGAAUCACGUAUAUUUAAAGAUGCACUCUUCCUUAAAACGCUCUGCUACUAUUUAAAUCUUCCUCGCUGAUUGUUUAUGUGCUAGUGAUAGCUAAAUUAUUUCUGACUGUUGUCCCCCCACCCACACACUCACACACACACAAACUCCCGCCAUCACAUUUUGCUUUAUUUUGUAAUGCUGGUGCUUUUUUUUAUGAUUUUGUUUGAACUCUAGGGCUAUCAUCAGUCUCCAGAUGAGCCUGAUAACUGUAAAGAAGUGUGUUAAUCUGUGUUGGUGCCAUGUUUACAGAAGUGUUUAUUUGCAAUAUCAGCGUAUGGGUUUGUAGUCUGAAUUUACCGGCUGUGUGAGUGUGAAGCGUUGCAGCAAGUUGUUAGUUUAUUCCUUCAGCACCGCGCAUAAAGCGAGCAGUAAUACACAGUAUGAAUAUGUAUAAAAACCUACGUGUGCAUUUUUUGGUUUGGCUCAUGCAUUUUUUAGGAGCGUUGCCUCGGUAGUUAAUCACUUGUUUUUUCUGUGCGUUCGGUUGAAAACCAGAAGUCACAUUUGUUUUGUUUUUUUUUUGCUUCUUUUUUUUUUUUUCAUUGUUUGAUUUUGUUUGGCUUUUCAAAAUGAGGCGCAGCUCCGUCGCUGUUUGUGCUGGAAGACGUGUGAUGGAUGUGUGGACAGACACUAAUCAGAUGCUGGGAGUGCCGCUGCCAUCCAGCCGGCUCCGCGGCUGCUGCACGCGUGGACGCUGCUCGCAGCACAGACUGUUUGACUCCGUCGUAUCAGGAGGAGGAGCACAGGUGUGACCAAUAACAGUGAAAGGAUGGCGCUGUUGCACAUGCAGCCCGUGAGCCUCCCAAGUCCUGACGCUGGGGCGCCCACACAAGACGCAGGCCCCAUUUCAUUUAGUCGGUUACACCCGUGUUUGCCACGAUAAAGCUCUGUUACUAUCAGCCAGAAGGAUCCAAGGCUGAUAAAACUGAAUGCGCAGAGGUUGUGUUUUUACAUUUGAAUGCUGAUUUGGGAAAGUUUGAUGUAAAAUAAACAUGUUUUACUGUU